AAAAUAAACAUAUAAAAUAAAUAAAAAAAAAAUUUGUGGAGUUUUCAGAAUCUCCGUCGUCUUUCGCAUUUCUAUCCAUUUCGGUCACAGAUCGUCAUUCUAGGGUUUCGUUCUAUUCAUUUUGAAGCUCUGAUUUGGAUUUUUUUUUCGCCAUUGAUUUCAAUUUUCUCAAUCUGAAAAAGGGGAGAACAAGAGGAAGGAUUUGAUGGUGCAGUUGAUGAAAUCCGGGAAUCGUUCUCUGGAGCCGGAUAUGGCGUCAUUUCGCGACAAGGUACCGGUGAAACUGGAGAUCGAGGACUCUCUUGAAGAGGAACAUGGUCCGUUCACCAAGCGAUCGAAAACGGCGACGACGGUUUCUCCGCAACAAAGUGAUGGUAUCGAUGAUUUUCCUGUACCGCCUUCACAAUACAAUCCGCUUGAUGAGCCUAGUCCUCUUGGUUUGCGGUUGAGGAAGAGUCCUUCAUUGUUAGAUCUAAUUCAGAUGAAGCUUUCUCAGUCGACUGCUACUUCAAGCGAUGUGGCUGAAUGUGAAAGCUUCAACUCUCCAUUGAGGAAGGAAAAUAAAGGCACUGCCAUUCCGGCCUCUACUGACAAAUUGAAAGCUUCAAACUUUCCUGCAUCGCUUCUAAGAAUUGGUGGUUGGGAGUAUAAAUCAAGAUAUGAAGGUGAUUUGGUGGCAAAAUGUUAUUUUGCUAAGCAUAAGCUCGUAUGGGAGAUUCUUGAAGGUGGGUUGAAGAGUAAAAUAGAAAUUCAGUGGUCUGAUAUUAUGGCCUUAAAGGCCCACUGCCCUGAUAAUGGACCUGGUACUCUGAAUGUGGUGUUGGCUAGGCAGCCCCUUUUCUUCCGGGAAACAAAUCCUCAACCAAGAAAACACACGUUAUGGCAGGCAACUGCUGACUUUACUGAUGGCCAGGCUACCAUACACAGGCAACAUUUUCUGCAAUGUCCUCAAGGAUUGUUGAACAAACACUUUGAAAAGCUAAUCCAGUGUGAUAUGCGUCUUAACUUCUUGAGCCGACAACCAGAGAUAGUUUUGGAUUCACCUUAUUUUGAACGGAGGGUUUCUGUUUUUGAGGAUCCAGAACACCAAGCAGAAAAUAGUAAAGGAUCAAUUGUAUCUGUUCUGACAGACGGUGCCUCGCCAUCUCCUCAGCAAUCAUCCUUGAAGAUAGAACAACAAGACUCUACUUGUACGACAGUAGAACAUCAUUCUCAAGAAGCGCCAUCACCUUGUUCAGCCGAAGCAAGUGCAAAUUUUGAAGUUGGUAGCUCUAGAAGCCCAAGGAAUUGGGAACAAAUCAAAGUGCCUGGGCUCCACCCAUCUAUGUCAAUGAGCGAUCUCGUGAAUCACAUUGGACACUGCAUUUCCGAGCAGAUGACGGCGGCAAAUCCAUCAUUUGCCAAUCAAGGACCAGAAUACCAAGACAUACUAGAGGAUAUUGCGCAAUAUCUGCUGAAUGACAACCAAUCUACAACUUCUGAUGAGAAAUCUCUUAUGAAAAGAGUCAAUUCUCUCUGUUGUCUCUUGCAGAAAGAUCCAACCAAUACCACCACAACUCAGAAUUCCCUGUUCAACGAUGGAAGUCGUGGCGAAGGACCCGAUGGUAGGAAGAAUGAUAAAGUCGGUAAUACAUUGAGGGGCGAUGUCAAAGCUUUUGCAGAGGACGUAAAAGAUAACUCAGGUACUAAGCAGGCAGGCGGUAUGUCUAGGAAGGAUUCAUUUGGUGAACUGCUGUUGCAUCUUCCUCGAAUCACUUCUAUCCCGAAGUUUUUGUUCAACAUCUCAGAAGAAGAUGGUGAGAGUUAAAGGCUGACGGAAAUGUUCCUCCUCUAAAUUGCUUCAGAAACAGGCGUCGAGAUGGUCUAAAAGCAGAUGAGAAAGUCUUGAUGGGAUUCUGAAAUAUAUAUUGAUGAAGAAUCCUGUAUGUGUAAUUCAUGUAUUUAGGCAAUUUAUGUAUGUCUACAGCUGUUUUAAUUCUUUUCCAAGUAAUGUUAUGAGACGAGCCCACCCUUACAUAAGUUGUAAAUGGAAUAUCCUUUGGUGAAUCAAUCUAUUUUAGGGUUUAUACAACUUGAAACAAAAUUAGCUACAAAUUU
Molecule: messenger RNA, 2097 nt
Organism: Benincasa hispida (wax gourd)
Lineage: Eukaryota; Viridiplantae; Streptophyta; Magnoliopsida; Cucurbitales; Cucurbitaceae
Source: RefSeq, a predicted model, not a curated record